Messenger RNA from Anoplopoma fimbria (sablefish), 1949 nucleotides. RefSeq names its product phosphoglycerate dehydrogenase (gene phgdh). Lineage: Eukaryota; Metazoa; Chordata; Actinopteri; Perciformes; Anoplopomatidae. The coding region runs from base 112 to 1701 and encodes 529 amino acids. The transcript is spliced from 12 exons. The record is from RefSeq and is a predicted model, not a curated record. Gene Ontology annotation, biological process: L-serine biosynthetic process. Gene Ontology annotation, molecular function: phosphoglycerate dehydrogenase activity; NAD binding.
AAUCCCAGAAAACACAUUCAAAACCAGCAGAGGGAAAGCCACUCUCUGCUUCCAUCACCACCAACCCACCAGCCCACCAGCUAGCAACCCUGUGAGAAAAAAACAUCCAAGAUGGCUCCUAUCUCCAUCAAGACUGUCUUAAUCAGUGAGAGUGUGGACCCUCGCUGCAAGACCAUUCUGGAGGAAAAUGGCAUCCGAGUUACGGAGAAACCGGCUAUGAAAAAGGAUGAAUUAAUGGCGGAGAUUAAGGACUACGAUGGCCUCGUGGUCAGAUCUGCAACGAAGGUAACAGCUGAUGUCAUCAAUGCUGCUACAAAUCUCAAAAUCAUUGGCAGAGCUGGAACUGGCGUAGACAAUGUUGAUGUUGAUGCUGCCACCAAGAAUGGUAUUAUUGUCAUGAACACACCAAGCGGUAACACGAUCAGUGCCGCCGAGCUGACAUGUGCUCUGCUGAUGAGCCUCUCAAGAAAUGUGCCUCAAGCUGCAAUGUCGAUGAAACAAGGGAACUGGGAUCGCAAAAAGUUCAUGGGUGCAGAGCUGUACGGCAAAGUACUGGGAAUAGUUGGACUUGGAAGAAUAGGAAAGGAGGUCUCCUCAAGAAUGCAAUCAUUUGGCAUGAGGACAAUCGGUUAUGAUCCAAUCACUCCUCCUGAGGUGUCAGCCAGCUGGGGAGUGGAGCAGAUGUCUCUGGAGCAGCUGUGGCCCCAGUGUGACUAUAUUACUGUCCACACUCCUCUAAUGCCCUCUACUGUUGGUCUGCUAAAUGAUGAAUCUUUUGCUAAAUGCAAGAAGGGAGUGAAGGUUGUGAACUGUGCACGAGGCGGCAUCAUUGACGAGGCUGCUCUCCUCAGAGCUGUGGAGUCCGGGCAGUGCGGAGGAGCGGGGCUCGAUGUCUUUGUUGAGGAGCCUCCUAAGGACCGCGCAUUGAUCGACCAUCCUAACGUCAUCAGCUGUCCUCACCUGGGAGCCAGUACGAAGGAGGCUCAGGCUCGUUGUGGGGAGGACAUCGCUCUGCAGAUUGUGGACAUGGUGAAAGGCAAGAAUCUGGUUGGAGCUGUAAAUGCCCCGGUUUUGGCCAGCACGUUCUCCAAGGAUUCUCACCAGCUAAUCAAACUGGGAGAAGCUGUCGGAGCAGUGCUGCAGUCCUGCACUGCUUCCAAGAAACCGUUUAAACUUGUCCAAAUCACCACUCAAGGGGAUAGCAUGAAGUCCUCCACUGGUUACAUGACUUCAUCAGUACUUGUUGGACUACUGAACCAUGAAUCUGGCUGUUGCCCGAACCUCAUCAACGUAAUGAGCCUUGCAAAGGAGUCUGGAAUCACGGUAAACCAGGCCCACUGUGCCUCUGAAGGGUCUGCUAGUGGAGUGUGUAAGGUGGAGAUCGUGGUCAAUGGCUGCAGCUACAAAGCCAGUGGAUCAGUUCAAGGUGGCGUGCCGGUCCUCCUGCAGCUGAGUGACAGUGUGUUCAAACAGCCGAUCUCUCUCACUGGAAAUCUGUUGUUCUUCAAGGCCUCCGCAAGUCCUCAGCUCCUAUCCUCAGUGGCUGGACUCCUGGCCACAGAGGGAGUGGAGAUUGAGUCCUUCAGUGCUCCGGCAGACCGCUCUGGAGAUCUGUGGUAUUGUGUUGGGGUGUCCUCUCUCCCCAAAGACCUCAGUGCCUUGAAGCCCCUGGUUAAGGAGGCCGCACAGCUCACCAUUUAGAUGACAGCAUGAAGGCUAUCGAUACAUCUUCAAGAGUGUCUAAUAUAAUUGAUCCAUCUUGGUCUUAGCGUUUACAACUAACAACUUUUACGUUGCAGGUUUAAAACUUGUAUUUUGAUAACAUUCCAGUGUUUAGAUGCUUUACAUCCACUUUGUUCAAGUAAAAAUAAUUUCACUGUCAUGUGCUGUUCAGUUUGCUGUUUGACCUUCAUAAAGCAGUGUUGUAAAAUAAAGUAGACUUACUAAAU